UUCUUUUUGUUUCUUUAGGUUUAAAGAUAAUCGAAAAGAUGACAUUUGGCUUGUAGAUUUCUAUGCACCAUGGUGUGGCCAUUGUAAAAAACUGGAGCCAAUUUGGAAUGAAGUUGGUCUUGAAAUGAAAAGCAUUGGUUCUCCAGUUAAAGUUGGAAAAAUGGAUGCUACAUCCUAUUCUAGCAUUGCUUCAGAGUUUGGAGUUCGAGGUUAUCCAACAAUUAAGCUAUUAAAAGGGGACUUGGCAUAUAAUUAUAGAGGACCACGAACUAAAGAUGAUAUUAUUGAGUUUGCUCACAGAGUAUCUGGGGCUCUAAUUCGACCACUUCCAAGUCAACAAAUGUUUGAACAUGUGCAGAAGAGACAUCGUGUAUUUUUUGUUUAUAUAGGUGGAGAAUCACCUUUGAAAGAGAAAUACAUAGAUGCUGCUUCAGAAUUGAUCGUAUAUACAUACUUUUUUUCUGCCUCAGAAGAUGUAGUUCCUGAGUAUGUGAAACUAAAAGAGAUGCCUGCUGUACUUGUUUUCAAAGAUGGCACGUACUUUGUUUAUGAUGAGUAUGAAGAUGGUGAUCUGUCAUCAUGGAUCAAUAGGGAGAGGUUUCAGAGUUAUCUCACUAUGGAUGGCUUCCUCCUGUAUGAACUUGGAGACACAGGAAAGCUUGUGGCUAUUGCUGUUAUUGAUGAGAAAAAUACAUCAGUUGAACAUACCAGAUUAAAGUCAAUUAUUCAGGAAGUUGCUAGAGAUUAUAGAGACCAUUUCCACAGAGAUUUUCAGUUUGGCCAUAUGGAUGGAAAUGACUAUAUAAAUACCUUGCUGAUGGAUGAAUUGACAAUACCAACUGUAGUUGUUCUGAAUACUUCAAAUCAACAAUACUUUUUGCUAGAUAGACAGAUUAAGAAUACCGAAGACAUGGUCCAAUUCAUUAAUAACAUUUUGGAUGGCACAGUAGAAGCCCAAGGAGGUGAUAGCAUUUUGCAGAGAUUGAAAAGAAUAGUAUUUGAUGCCAAAUCUACUAUUGUGUCUAUUUUCAAGAGCUCACCACUUAUGGGCUGCUUUCUCUUUGGCCUGCCACUGGGUGUCAUCAGUAUCAUGUGCUAUGGAAUCUACACAGCUGACACAGAUGGUGGUUAUAUAGAAGAACGAUAUGAAGUAUCUAAAAGUGAAAUGGAAAGCCAAGAACAGAUAGACGAGAGCAAAGAACAACAGGGGCCCAGCAGUGGAGGAUCUCUAGUGCCUACAGUGCAAGAGCCCAAGGAUGUAUUGGAAAAGAAGAAAGAUUGAGACUUUUAACAUUAUAAAAUAUUUGAUAGGAUUUCAAAUUAUUAAAGAGUCUAUUUAUUGAAUUUAGACAUUUAAUCAUGAUCUUUACAGAAGAGAACAUGUUAUUUGUAUUUUGCUAAUAUCAAUUGCAUGGAUUUAAAGUAGUCCUUCCAUAAAUGGGGAGAUGUUUGGAGCAAAGAGAUGGUUUGUCUAAAACAAACAAAGCACUCCAAAAAAGCUAACCUUCAGAUGUUAUAACAGAUCAGUUAUAUUUGCAUGUUUCUCUAUCUGAAUAUUCUGUGAGAAAGUUAAGAUUCUUUGGCAGAGUACUUUAAUUGGCCAGUCAGGUAGAAGAUACAUUUACGAUAUAGAAAAAUAAUACCUCCACCUGCUACCAACCAUUCUCCUUAUAUAUUUUGGACAAGAUUUAUAUGAACAAAAAUUAGGUCUUUAAAAUUAGGCACUUUAAAGAGACCUAAUAACUUUUUCCAUGUAUCAAAUUAAGAUUAUGAGGUUAAAAAAAUAAUGUGGUUUUAUAUAGCAUAGUGGUUUUAUUUUGUUAUUAUUUUUAAAGGAGAGGAAAUGUUACUUUUUAACUUUAUACUCAGUUGCAUUAUUAUAAAAUUUUCAUGUGAGCCUGUAGUCUUGUCUUUGAAAAAAUAGUCUUGUGAUUGACCUUUGUAAAAUAAACAGUAUUUACUGGGAACAAUAGUUUCAGCCCAUGCCCUGGAAUACUCUUAAUAGAUGUCUUAUGGUCAUUGCAGAAAGAGAAAUUUCUCUGUUAAUUCUAUCCUGCCUUAGCCAGAACAGCCUAGUAUUUUUGUUUUGUUUCAUUUAUAUUUUAUAUAUUGAUAUUUCUUCUAAAAUUUUCUUUAAUAAAAAUAUGCUUCUUGAAAAGUAAUAUAUAUUUGUUUAUGGUAUGCAAACUGAUAACGUACAGUUCAGAAUAUACAUAUGUAAGUAGAUACAAAAUUUAUUGACACAUCUAUAUAUAAUACUGUGUGAGUGUGUCUGUUUUCAUAAAUGAGUGAUGAGGGACAUAAUCAGCAUGUCCAAUGACAAAACUCACAGCCAAUGAAGAGAUUGGUCUGUAACCUCUAUUCUUGCAAUUCUGUCACCCAUUUCAGUGAGUGACUUUUCAUCUUCUAUCUAUAGUGAAAUAAUAUAGGAAUUCUAUCCUAGGUAAUGCCUAAAAAUUGUGGUUUUUUGAUAAUAGUUUGGUUUGCUUAUUGUAAAUUAGUUAUUUUUGAGGCCUUUAUUUUAGCUAAGUUUAGAAUUUUUGUUAGGUAACUAUUUAAGUGGUUAUUUGAGUAAUUUAGUUAUCCAUUAUAAAAGAUGCUAUUGGACAUUUAAAAAUGUUUAAUCUUUUUUUUUAAAGUUUGUAAUCUAUGGUCCUGACACUGGUCACCAGAUUGUUUCUGAUGCCAUAUUGAUCAGGACUAAAUGGAAUUACUAGCAAUUGUUUUAUUGUAUCCAUGUGCUUUUUUACUAUUUAAUAAUUAAACACCUAUUCUUUA
Messenger RNA from Microcebus murinus (gray mouse lemur), 2778 nucleotides. It is a transcript of the gene TMX3, whose product is annotated as thioredoxin related transmembrane protein 3. The record is from RefSeq and is a predicted model, not a curated record. Lineage: Eukaryota; Metazoa; Chordata; Mammalia; Primates; Cheirogaleidae. Gene Ontology annotation, cellular component: endoplasmic reticulum; cell surface.